AUGGCCAAGCUUCUACAAACCCUAAUUCUUCUCCUCUUUUGCAUAGCAUUUUUCCUAAUGCUAGCAAACAAGGCAACCUCACAAAAGACCUCCUUCACCUUCACCUCCUUCGUCGCCAACUCCACCGACCUAACCUACCAGGGCGACGCCCACGUCCCCGAUGGCGCCCGUUCCCUCCGGCUAACCAAAACCGACGCCAACGGCCUCCCACGGCCGUCGAGCAUCGGCCGCGUGUUGUACUCCAAACCCUUCAAAUUGUGGGAAAAUUCAAUUGUAGUAUCUUUCAAUACCACCAUAAAAUUCACCAUCACCCCCACCAAAGGCCCGGCCGCCGAUGGCCUCGCCUUCUUCAUGGCGCCCGUGGGGACCACCAUCCCCCCGGGUUCCUACGGAGGCAAUCUAGGCCUAUUCGACCCCUCGGGGGAUAGCCCGGCCGCCUCCACCUUCUUUGCUGUUGAAUUCGACCUCUACUCCAACGGUUGGGAUCCGAGCCAUGAUCUCCCGCACAUCGGCAUCGACAUCAGCUCGAUAAAGUCGAGCAACUUCGUGAAAUUUGGCGAUUCGUGCAUCGGUAAAGAGGCGCAGCUGCACAUACAAUACGACGGCAUCAAUUUCAUCGACGUUACGCUCAAAUGCGACAAAGAAACUCGCCUUCUCGAAUACGAGUAUGAUUUGGGGGAAAUUCUUCCGUCGCAGGUUCAGGUCGGAAUCGCCUCCUCCACCGGCGACCUCGUCGCCCUUCACGAUAUCGACUACUGGAGCUUCAGAUCGGCCGAGCAUGCCGGCGGCUCUAAAGAUCGAAAAACUGCGUGA
Salvia miltiorrhiza (redroot sage) is the source of this 813-nucleotide messenger RNA. Its product is annotated as agglutinin-2-like. Gene Ontology annotation, molecular function: carbohydrate binding. The coding region runs from base 1 to 813 and encodes 270 amino acids. The transcript has a single exon. The record is from RefSeq and is a predicted model, not a curated record. NCBI's taxonomy places the organism in Eukaryota, Viridiplantae, Streptophyta, Magnoliopsida, Lamiales, Lamiaceae.